UUUGGGAGACAGGUUACUUAAUUUGCAAUAGUAGGCUGUAUGUGGACAAAGGUAGUCAUAUUUCAUAGUGUCAUCCCAUUCAUGUCCACACAGGAGUCUACAACAUCAUUUAUAAAACUUUGAUCUACAGUAUUUGCAGUGCUAUAAUUGUAUCAUGUGGAAGACUGGGAUUUAUAAAUUAGCGAGACAGUAAUGAUCUCUGGUAUAAAUGCAACUUCAUACUACAAAUCUCAGGAUUCCAUAUGAUGGCAGUGCUACAAUUAGGCUUUAUGAUAGAGAUCUUGGUGUUUAAGACAGGUUAUUUCCACGUAAGUACUGCAAGACUGAAGCCUUAGUCUAGAGCCACCUUUUUAAUCAUUUCUAGGACAGCAAUUUUUUAUUAAUUCAUCUUUCCAGUUGUUGUUAUUGGUUUUGCUGUUAAUGUUAUUUCACCUUCUUCUUUUUUUAAGGACAAUACUCUAUCAGCAUUGCUAAAAGGGAGCAUAUUAUGUGCCAUCCAUGGAUCAAAUGCCUACCAGUAUGGCUGUUAUUGAUGGUGGCUAAUGGGAAUACAGCUAUGCCAACAAGAGCUCCAUUGUUUCCCAACAAGGCUUUUGUAGUGGUGUGGAAUGCACCUACUGAACAAUGCCGACUACGCUACGACGUGGAUUUAGAUCUAAACGUUUUCAAUGUGCUAUCAAAUCCAAAUGAAACUUUGAGUGGGCCUACUGUGACAAUAUUUUAUCACACUCGGUUGGGAUACUAUCCCUAUUUUAAUGACAAUGGAGAUUCUAUCAAUGGAGGUAUACCGCAGAACCAGAGCAUCAUCAAACACCUAAACAAGGCCAAGUCGGACAUUGAUCAUUUCAUAACCAUGAAGAAAUUCCAAGGGCUUGGAGUCAUUGACUGGGAAAACUGGAGACCUCAAUGGGACAGGAAUUGGGGAAAUAAAACAAUUUACAAAAAUAAAUCUCUUGAACUUGUUAGAAAGAGGCACCCGCAUUGGCCCAAGAAUGCAGUUCACAAAGCUGCUAAGGAAGAAUUUGAAAAUGCUGGUAAGAAUUUUAUGAACAGCACCCUUUCUCUUGCUGAAAAUAUGAGACCAAGUGGAUUAUGGGGUUACUAUCUUUACCCAGACUGCUAUAAUUAUGAUUACAAGACCGAUAGCAAUACAUAUACAGGCAAAUGCCCAGAUAUCGCAUCUUCACGUAAUGAUCUUCUGCUCUGGCUUUGGAAAGAAAGCACCGCCCUUUAUCCUUCGAUAUACCUGGACAAGAGGCUGAAGUCAAGCCCAAAUUCUUUGAAAUUUGUACACUACCGAGUUAAAGAGGCAAUACGCAUUGCUUCCAUUGCUAGAAAAGACUAUGCUUUGCCUGUUUUCGUGUAUUCUAGGCCAUUUUAUGCCUAUACAUUCCAGGCUUUGACGGAGAUUGACUUGGUGCAUACUAUUGGUGAGAGUGCAGCCUUGGGGGCAGCAGGAGUUGUCCUUUGGGGAAGCAUCCAGUAUGCCAAUUCUUAUGAAAACUGCCUUACUGUGAAAAAAUACAUAGAUGGUCCCUUGGGGCAUUACAUCAUGAAUGUGACCUCUGCAGCCAAGCUUUGUAGCAAAGUCCUAUGUAAGAAAAAUGGAAGAUGCAUUCGUAAAAACAGUGAAUCAUUUGACUAUUUGCACUUGCAUCCUCAGAGUUUUAAGAUUAGGUUUUCCAAAACAGCAAACAAAGUCUCUGUGGUAGGAAAGAUGAAGAGGAAAGACAAGAAGGCCAUGAAAGAAAAAUUUAUGUGUCAGUGUUACCAAGGCUGGACUGGGAAAUAUUGUGAAAUGCCUAACUUCAAAAAGAAGGUAUGAAAUUUAUUGACAAUAAAUAUGAUGGAAAUUCAGUUGAUUAUGCAGUAUAUCAUUGCUACAGUUUCCUGAGACAUGAAACUAUUUCUAGAUUUUAAUCAAAAGCUGAUACAAGUACAGGGAUCACUGAAUUCUCAAAUACAGAGUAGUGUGCAAUCUUUCCCUUCCCAAGCUUGGG
Anolis carolinensis (green anole) is the source of this 2000-nucleotide messenger RNA. RefSeq names its product hyaluronidase. Lineage: Eukaryota; Metazoa; Chordata; Lepidosauria; Squamata; Anolidae. The transcript has 3 exons. Gene Ontology annotation, molecular function: hyalurononglucosaminidase activity. The record is from RefSeq and is a predicted model, not a curated record. Gene Ontology annotation, biological process: carbohydrate metabolic process; hyaluronan catabolic process. Gene Ontology annotation, cellular component: cytoplasmic vesicle. The coding region runs from base 488 to 1825 and encodes 445 amino acids.